This is a messenger RNA of Aspergillus tanneri, 1932 nucleotides long. RefSeq names its product Leucine Rich Repeat domain protein. The coding region runs from base 1 to 1932 and encodes 643 amino acids. The record is from RefSeq and is a predicted model, not a curated record. NCBI's taxonomy places the organism in Eukaryota, Fungi, Ascomycota, Eurotiomycetes, Eurotiales, Aspergillaceae. The transcript is spliced from 3 exons.
AUGUCGUCCACCACAGCCUCUCCUGCCAUCUCAAUCCAUAAGCCUCGCUACCCCUUUGUCCCUUCAGGAGACUCGUCUCCUCUUGAUCUGUCCCGUUGUUCGUCCCCUCGCUCCUCCGAGUGUGACUCGCCGGACGGGUCCAGGUCGACCAGUCGCCGACGUCCGUCGGUGGGCUCGAUCAAAGAGGACAUUGACGGCAUUGCGCAGUCAUUCGUGGACAGCCAUAUCGGAGAACAACCGCCCCCCAAAGAGCAACAAACAACACACAAUCACGCCGAGAUGCACCAAACCCCCGAUUUCUGCUGCCCCUGUGGCGGCUUCCUGGGCUGGAAGCAAAUCCGACUGGGUGGGAAGAGUCUUAGCAGGAGUUACAGCGACCUCCGGUAUCUGGGACAGAUGCACGCACGCGGCUGGGCUUGGGAGACCACUCCUACUAUCAGCAACACUCCGCCGGCCAAGAUGUUGCAGGUGGAGGAGCAGAAACCGGACCCCGGUUCGUCCCGGUUGGAGAAACUCCCGCCAGAGGUGCUCGAUCAAAUCAUAUCGAAGCUAGCUUUGGACGUCCCGCCCAAUGGAUACACGCCGCGGAAUGUCGACCUGAUUGCCUGCCUUCUUGCGUCUCGCACGUUGCACGCGGCCACCCUCAGUGUGUUGUACAGGAAUAUGACAUUCCCGCACUCGAUUAUCUUCUCCAAGGCCCUCAACCACAUGUCCCAGUAUCCGGCCUUGGGCACGCUAGUUCGUCGCCUCGAUUUUUCUCACUUCACUUCUGUUGGACUAGGACGCACCAAGCAGAUGAACGCCGAGAUCCAGAACCUGACGGCUACGACGCUAUUGAAGUGCCUGGAUCUACUCCCAAAUCUCAAGGAAUGUUUGCUCCAGGAGCAUGUAGAGGGGGAUCUCAACGUGGAAGUGAUGCGGAAGUUGUUCACCGGCCUUCCCAACCUCUGUGCACUCGACCUCUGCGGUUGUUCGACGCAGUCAUUCUCGGCAAUAUUCCUGGACUCACUCUCCAGUCUCCCCUCGACCUUGCCCAAUCUGAGGCGUAUUUCGCUGCACGAAUGCAGCAGCCUCCCAUCCUCUGCAUUCGAGACCCUCCUUCCCCGCCUCGUCAACCUGACGCACCUCGAUGUAACCCACACGCAGAUCAACGAGAAGGCCCUCUUUUCCAUCCCUGAAACGGCUCGACUUACACAUCUGAACGUUUCCCGCACCAUCCGCCUCCGAGGGGCGAACGUCGUCGAGUUUUUGACGACCCAUCCGGCUGUGAGCGACUCUCUGGUGUUCCUGAAUCUGAUGACGGACCCCACGCGCUACCGACUCCUGGAGGAAGAGGACGUCAGUGCGCUACUCCCGAAACUGCCGUCCUCGCUUCGUUCUCUCAAUAUCGGCGGUGCUAAAGUCACCUCGGCCCACACCAAGGCCCUCAUUCCCUUGACCAAGCAUCUGGAAGAGCUAGGCUUGGGGUCAGCGGAAUUGUCGCCACAGGAUCUCAACGCCUUCUUCACUCCUACCUCGGGGUCAGUCGCCGACGGAUCGACCGGACCGGAUGACACUUGGGUUCCCCCAUCCCUGUGCUAUUUGGAUCUCAACAAGGUGUCCCAGCUGACACUUGGUACCGUGUUCAACAUGGGAGCCUGUUUAUUGCUUUCGCCGCAAAGCUACCCACUCCAAGUGAUUGAAUUCCACGAGAAGCUCAUUGCGCCGUUGCGCGAGAGAACCAAGACGGCCAAAUCUUCUACCGGAUGGACAGUGCGGGAGCUGGGUCGCCGAGGAUGGUAUGUCCGUGACCCGUCCUCCAUGCCGAAUGAAGUCGCCGAUGAUGGAUCUCGGUCCUGGAAAAUGGGUGCCCGCUGGUGGGGGAUGAGAAAGAUCCCCGUUGCUGUCGGAGACGUGGGCGGAAUCUACGGACAUUACAUGUUCAAGAAAUGA